ACCCUGUGCCUCAAAUUUACACAUUUCGCUUGUUUACACCGGUAAAAUCGCAUUUCGUUCGUUGCAAAAAAAUAUUAAUGGUCACUUAAAAUGGCACACGUCGAAAGUAUUCCGGUUAAUACCUUUCGGAAUUACCUAAGUAUAUUAAAUGAUCCGUCUGCAAGCGAAGACAUCAAAUUGAAAGCCACCCAGGAGUUGAGCGAACAUUUUGAAAUGAUAAUGCAAUCUCCGUCUUAUCCUUCAUUUUUGGAAAAUGCACUUAAAAUAUUUAUGCGUAUAUUACAAGAGGGCGAGCCUCAAUUUAUACAAGAAAACACAAUACAGCACAUUCGCAAACUUAUACUGGAGAUGAUACACCGACUGCCCAUUACAGAGAAUCUGAGGCAGCAUGUUAAGUCAAUUAUUACAAUGAUGCUUAAACUAUUAAAAACUGACAAUGAAGAGAAUGUCCUAAUCAGUCUUCGUAUAAUAAUUGAGCUGCACAAACAUUUCCGUCCAUCGUUUAAUCCUGAGAUUCAACUCUUUUUGGGAUUUGUUAAAGAAAUUUAUACAAAUCUUCCAAAUAAUCUAACAUCAAUCUUUGAAACCUCAAAUGAAAUUUGGAUCAGCGAUCUAAAAGACUUGGACUUGGAAAUGCUUUUGCCAGACACAUAUUCAGUUAAAACGAUACACGUAGAGAAGUCACUGGAGCACAAUUCACAGCAAAUGAUUUACAAUCUUCUGCCUCGUGGUAUAUUAUCCCUAAAAGUUCUCCAAGAGUUGCCCAUUAUUGUGGUAUUGAUGUAUCAAAUAUAUAAAAAUGCUGUCCAUCAAGAGGUCGCUGAGUUCAUUCCUUUAAUACUUACAACCAUCAAUUUACAGCCAACCGUACAUCAAAGAAAUUCAACCCAAAAGGAAGUAUUUGUAGACUUCAUGGGAGCUCAAGUAAAAACACUUUCAUUUUUGGCAUAUAUUGUGCGAAUAUAUCAAGAUAUUGUAAUUGCAAAUUCACAAUCUGUAUCAAAUGGAAUGUUAAAUUUAAUGGAAAAUUGCCCCAAGGAAGCAGCUCAUUUACGCAAAGAGCUUUUAAUUGCUGCGCGGCAUAUAUUUGCAACAGAUUUAAGACAAAAAUUUAUUCCAUCAAUAGACAAGCUAUUUGAUGAAGAUUUACUUAUUGGAAAAGGUGUCACAUUAGAUUCCAUUCGACCAUUGGCGUAUUCUACAUUAGCUGAUCUAGCACAUCAUGUCCGUCAAAGUUUAAGCUUAGAUGUCUUAGUCAAAGCCGUGCAUUUGUUUGCCCGAAAUGUUCAUGACGAGACACUUGCUAUUGGUAUACAAACCAUGUCGUGUAAGCUUUUAUUGAAUCUAGUCGAAUGCUUGCGACACCACAGUGAACUGGAACCACAGCGCUCUAGGAAUAUUCUAGGAACGCUGCUGAAAGUGUUCGUGAAGAAGUUUGAAACUAUCGCUCAAAUUCAACUACCUCUGAUCAUUCAAAAGUGCAAGGGACAACCUCCAGCCAGUGGAGCAGCGAACCCUAUUGGUUCAUUUAACAUACCUGCUCUGCCUUUAACAGAGAUAAAAGAUGAUCAGCUGGGAAGUGAUCAGACUAAAACCACGGCUGGUUCACAAUUGAUAUGUUCGGUGAAUGUAGCUGAAUUUCGAAGUUUGGUCAAAACCCUUGUUGGUGGCGUUAAAACAAUAACUUGGGGAUUUUUCAAUUCAAAGAUUCAUGUCUCCGAAUCAAGCAUGCAAAUGCAGGAAAAACUUUUCAGUCCUGAGAUAUUAUGCACAUAUAUUGACUUAGUGCAUUUUGCAAUGGAAGCGUUGGAUAUAUAUACGAUCAAUGUUAAUCCAAAUCAACAACGAGCAUCUGGACUGAUGUCUCGCAGCAAAGAGGAGAAGGAAGUCUUGGAGCAUUUUAGUGGCAUUUUUCUCAUGAUGCAUUCACAGAAUUUUCAAGAAAUAUUUGCUACUACUAUCGAUUUUUUGGUAGAACGAAUCUACAAAAAUCAAGCACUUCAGGUUAUAGCAAACUCAUUUCUAGCGAAUCCCACCACUUCGCCACUAUUUGCGACUGUGUUGGUUGAGUACCUUUUGGAGAAAAUGGAGGAAAUGGGCUCAAAUGUUGAACGAUCAAACUUGUAUCUCCGCUUGUUUAAGCUCGUUUUUGGCAGCGUUAGCCUAUUUCCUGUGGAAAAUGAACAAAUGUUGCGGCCACAUCUGCACAAAAUAGUUAUUCGCUCAAUGGAAUUGGCGUUGAUUUCAGAUGAGCCCUACAACUAUUUUCUACUUUUAAGGGCUCUGUUCAGAUCCAUUGGUGGCGGAAGUCACGAUCUUCUCUAUCAAGAAUUUCUUCCGCUGUUACCAAAUUUGUUGGAGGGCUUAAAUCGCUUGCAAAGUGGAUUUCACAAACAACAUAUGCGUGAUCUUUUCGUUGAGCUUUGCUUGACUGUACCUGUGCGACUCUCAUCAUUGUUGCCAUAUCUUCCCAUGCUCAUGGAUCCUUUAGUUUCCGCUUUGAACGGUUCCCCCACUCUUAUAAAUCAGGGAUUAAGAACUUUGGAACUGUGUGUUGACAAUUUGCAACCAGAUUUUUUGUAUGACCAUAUACAACCAGUAAGGGCAGCUUUGAUGCAAGCCUUAUGGAAAACAUUAAGAAAUCAAGACAAUGCAGCACUUGUUGCUUUUCGCGUGCUUGGCAAAUUUGGCGGAGGCAAUCGAAAAAUGAUGGUGGAGCCGCAAACUCUGCAUUAUGAUCAUAACCAAAAGCCAAAAAUCUCAAUAAUUACAUAUUUCCAAGAAUAUGAGAAACCAAUUGAAUUUCCCGUUGAGUAUGCAAUUGAGUCGGCCUUCAAAGCAUUGAGCUCAAACACCACAGAUCAAUUUUAUAGACGUCAAAGUUGGGAAGUGAUCCGAUGUUUUCUGGCUGCUUUUAUUAGUCUGGAUGAUGAAAAGCAUACAUUGCUAAAGUUAUUUACACACAGCGACUUUGUGGAAAGCAACAUUAUGAAUUGGCCAAUAUUCCACAACAAAAUAGAUGCGUCAAGCGUGCGUGGAACUCAUUUAACAGCUCUUAUUGGCAUGUUGGUUGCUUCAGCCACGAAAGACUUACGAGACUCAGUGUGUCCAGUUAUGGCAGCUGUUGUCCGACACUAUACUAUGGUGGCGAUUGCUCAACAGGCAGGACCAUUUCCACAAAAGAAUUUCACGUCGAAUGGCAUCGAUCCAAUGGUAUUAAUUGAUGCGCUGGCCGCGUGCAUGGGACAUGAAGAAAAGGAAUUGUGCAAGCCCGGCAUAGCUUGCAUGGGAAUAAUACUCGACACUGCUGCAAACAUAAUGGGCAAUAAAGACAGGGCUUGCAAGCUACCUUUAAUGCAAUAUUUGGCAGAAAGAAUGACAGCAUUGUGCUACGAUCGCCCCUGGUAUGCCAAGGUUGGCGGCUGUCAGGCUAUUCAAUUUCUUUGCAAACAUAUGUCUCUACGUGCGUUAUACCAGCAUUUGUUUAAUUUCUUGAAAGCGUUUAUGUUUGUGUUAAUGGAUCUGGAGGGAGAUGUUUCAAAUGGCGCGCUUGACAUAACUAAAAACUAUAUGAAAACAAUGUUGGAGAUUUGCUUGUCACCCAUAAGUAUAAAUUCACGAAAUGAUGAAUUAGAAGAUUUACAAGCGAAAGCCACGUAUGAUGUAAUUCAUGAGCUCGUACGACACAUAACAAGCCCCAAUUCCAUCGUAAGAGAAGAAUCCAUGUUGUUAUUAAAGCACAUCGGUUCGAUCCAGAAAAAGACUGUUUCUGAGGUUAUGGACCCACAUAAAGAUGUCCUAGCUGAUAUUAUACCACCAAAAAAACACUAUUUGAGGCAUCAACCUGCCAAUGCACAAAUCGGACUGAUGGAUGGUAAUACGUUUUGUACUACUUUGGAGCCUCGUCUCUUUACCAUCGAUUUGACAAAUACAUACCACAAGUUAUUCUUCCAUGAAUUACUCACAUUAAGUGAAGCGGAGGAUGCGACAUUAGCUAAAUUAGAUUGCUAUAAAAAUGUGACAAACCUUAUACCAUUACGAAUAAGUGCUUUACGGGCUUUGGCAGCAUGUCAUUAUAUUAAUGAAAUUGGAUAUAAGGAAAAAAUAAUUAACAUAAUUUUUAAAGUCAUGGAGAAUGAUAAGCCUGAGUUACAAGAAACUGCCUAUGUUUGCAUGAAAACAUUUAUUUCUGGAAUUACACUUGAUAGAGAGAAGGUGCAAGCCGCAAUGCGACCUCUACUUUUAAAACUGGGCGACCAUAGGAACUUGUCCAUUCCUGCCAUAAAACGAUUAUCAUACUUUACUCAACUCUUUCCGCAAAUGUUCAAUGAAAAACUUAGCGAACAAAUACUGCAGCAUUGUGCAAAGAUCAUUGAGAUAUUUGUGGGCCAUUAUAAGUGCACUAACGAAACCGUUAACUUUUUUGCAACAUCCAAAGGAGGAGAAUAUGAACAGAAAAUUGUGACCCUCAUUGAGAUGUUUUACCACAUUACAGCAUCGUCAAAGUAUAUCGAAAAGUUGUGCCAAUUGGUCUUGCAAACCGAAAAGAAUCUAAUGAUCGAGGCAUCAAGUCCAUACCGUGAAGCACUUAUCAUGUUCUUGCAACGUUUUCCAUUGGAAACAGUUGAUCUCUUCAUGAUGGAUUCAAUAAUGAAAGACUCGCAAUGGAACCGGUUUUUCAUAUUCUUAUUAAAGCAUAAAAAUGGACAUGAAUUUCGAACUAUCAUUAAGAACUCGAAAUACGUCAUCUUGUUGGAUUAUUUAAGUUGGAAUACUGCUAUGAGUAACACCCACAAAUAUAAUGUGCAACAUCAGGCAGUGCUUAUAAUUUUUACUCUGAUGGAACAAGAUGAUCAAUGGAUUCCAACUAGACCCGAUAUUGUUGAUGCUUUGAAGAACAUGUGGCGAAAUAAUUUGUACUCAACAUGCUUGGAAAAUGUCGCUUGCGAUUUGUGGCAUUUGGUUGGCAAAAUACUUUUGCUAUAUUUUUCAAAUAACACAAAUGAUAUUGACUUGCUAUUCCAACUAUUGAGAGCUCUGUGCCUUCACUUUAUACCGGAUGUUUAUUUCUUGCGAGACUUUUUGCAAAACACAGUCGCACAAAGCUUUACUGUUAAUUGGAAAAGAAAUGCAUUUUUCCAUUUUGUUGAAAAUUUCAAUAACAAUACAUUUACUGAAGUUUUAAAAGCGAAGAUAAUAACAGCAAUUUUAAUACCUUGCUUUACUGUAAGCUUUGACAAAGGUGAAGGAAAUAAGUUAAUUGGAGCUCCGCCAACACCGUAUCAAGAAGAUGAGAAAAACAUUGUGUCAGUGUUUAUCAAUAAAGUAUUUGAUCCAGAUAAGCAGUAUGACGAUGCAGUAAGAAUUGCUUUACUACAACUCGCUUGCCUGCUCGUUGAACGCGCCUCACAGCAUAUUCACGAUGGCGAUGCUAACAAUAAAAGGCAAGGUAAUAAGCUUAGACGCUUAAUGACAUUUGCCUGGCCAUGCCUGCUCAGUAAGAAUUGUGUAGAUCCAACGGCACGCUACCAUGGUCACUUACUACUUGCCCACAUAAUUGCAAGACUUGCAAUUCAUAAGAAAAUCGUACUCCAAGUGUUCCACUCGUUGCUAAAGGGACAUGCUCUAGAAGCAAGACCCAUUGUGAAGCAGGCUUUGGACGUGCUAACUCCAGCUAUGCCGCUUCGUAUGGAAGAUGGAAACACUAUGUUAACACACUGGACAAAAAAGAUUAUUGUCGAAGAAGGCCACGCAAUACAACAGCUUUUUCAUAUUCUACAGCUAAUUAUUCGUCACUACAAAGUUUACUUCCCCGUAAGACAUCAACUGGUGCAGCAUCUUAUAAAUUAUAUGCAACGCUUAGGAUUUCCACCAAGUGCUUCUAUAGAGCAUAAGAAAUUGGCUGUCGAUUUGGCAGAAGUUAUAAUAAAAUGGGAGCUGCAUCGAAUUAAACAAGACGAAAGAGAUGUCAAAGCUGAUGAAUCUGAAGAGGAUUUAAGAGACAACCAUCAUAGUAAGCGAGUGGGAAGUGAAACCACCGAAAGUAGGAAAAAAUUCCCCGAAUCUUCGGGACAAGCUAUAGCGCAAGGCGUGGGAACUCAUACAAAGUCUGAAGACGUUCUUCGAUCAAUUGAUAAAUCAUUCUGCGAUACAGUGCUUAACUUUCUUAUACGUUUAGCUUGUCAAGUUAAUGAUGUACAACCUGGAAUUUCCUCGGGGGAUAACCUAUCAAGGAGGUGCAUCAUGCUGUUAAAACUGGCCAUGCGUCCAGAAAUUUGGCCCCAACCGUUCGAUAUAAAAAUCAAUUGGUUAGAUAAAGUUCUGGCUACGAUUGAGACGCCUCAUCAUAACUUGAAUAAUAUAUGCACUGCAAUAGACUUCCUAACGUUCCUAACUACAAUAUUAAGCUCGGACCAAUUGGUGACAAUUAUACGACCGGUUCAGCGUGGUCUUUCAUUAUGUAUUAUACACCAGAAUACAAGGAUUGUACGCUUAAUGCACAUCUUUUUAACACGACUGAUGUCAACUUUUCCACCAGAUUCACAGCACAAGCAUAACGAUUUUGAUGUUUUGUACAGUGCCAUUAGCAAAAUGAUAACAGACAAUCUAACUUUUUAUGAGAAAAGUCCUCAGCCGAACGCGUCGUCGUUAUUUGGAACCCUAAUGAUUUUAAAGGCUUGCACCACCAACAAUCCAAGUUAUAUAGACCGAAUAUUAGUUCAAUUCAUUCGAGUUCUAAAUCGACUUACAAAGGAUCACAUUAAUAUUAAUACAAGUAAUACGACCAACACCCAACCGACUGAUUCCAAUUCUCUGGCUCUUGAGCUACUGGUCUUGUCUUUGGAAUUGAUUAAAAACAGAGUUGUUAUAAUGAGUGUGGAAAUACGAAAACUCUUCAUAGGAACUAUUUUAGUAAGCCUAAUCGAAAAAAGCUCUGAAGUUAAGAUUGUGAAAUGCAUUAUAAAAAUGCUUGACGAUUGGGUGAAGAGUAAAGAAACUAAUAUUUCAGCUCAUGUUCCAUCCAUACGAGAAAAGUCGGCACUGCUAGUAAAACUAAUGCAAUAUGUUGAAAAGAAAUUUACCGAUGAGAUUGAACUGAAUGUUCAGUUUUUGGAAAUCAUUAACUACAUAUACCGUGACGAAGUUUUGAAACAAACUGAAUUAACAAGUAAAUUGGAAGGUGCAUUUCUGAAUGGUCUACGAUUUCAAAAUCCGCAUGUUCGAGCAAAGUUUUUUGAAAUUUUAGAUUCGUCAAUGCGCCGCAGACUUCAUGACAGACUGUUAUACAUAAUAUGCUCACAGGCAUGGGAUACUAUUGGUUCACAUUAUUGGAUAAAGCAAUGCAUCGAACUGCUUAUUUUGACAGCUAAUACUAUGACUCAAAUCCAAUGUUCCAAUGAAGCGUUUAAAAUUCCUUGUAUAUCUUCUGUGAUUCCAACUAACUCUACAGAUUCUCAAGAACACACAUUUGUUUCGUUUUUGUCCUCACAACCUGAAUCAUUUGAGAAUGUCCAAAGCGUUAAUGACAAAGACGACGUGUUUGAUAUUGAUUUAAAACUGGAAUUUACGUCCGUUCGCAAAGAAGAUUGCCAACAGAUACUUUCUACACGCCGUGACACGUUGGUUGAGCUGAUUUACAAACAAGCUGAAUUUCUAGAAGCAAAUCGAAAUAUACGCACAGAGCAAAUGCUUGUAGCAACGUCACAGCUAUGUCACAUGGACACACAGCUAGCCGAAAGCGUCUGGCUUGCAAUCUUUCCAAGCAUUUGGGGUAUCUUCACUGAAGAUCAACGAAUUAAUAUAUCCAAGGAGUUAAUACCCUUCCUCUCGUCUGGCACAAAUGUCAAUCAGAAAGAUUGCAGUCCCAGUACGCUUAAUACCUUUGUGGAGAGCCUCACCAAUUGCACACCAUCGAUUUAUAUUCCGCCAAAUCUUUUAACAUACUUGGGUAAAUCGCAUAAUCUUUGGCACAGAGCCAUCUUAGUGCUUGAAGACUUGGCUAUGGAAUACUCCACGCGUAGCGAUUUAAGCAAUCCGGAAGUAACUCAGCCGGAGUCCGAUGUACAAAAUUUGAAUAACAUAUAUGACUCUCUCUCCAAAAUGUACUCCGCUAUGCACGAAGAAGAUCUUUGGGCUGGCCUCUGGCUAAAAUUCGGACAUUAUCCUGAAACAAAUAUAGCCAUCUCUUAUGAACAAAUGGGCUUUUUCGAAGAAGCCCAAGGUGCCUACGACCUAGCCAUGACAAAGUUUAAACAGGAUUUGAACAGCGGCCAAAUAAAUAUUGAUGUUAACAGCGAAUUGUUGCUAUGGGAGAAACAUUGGAUGCGCUGUGCAAAGGAGCUAAAUCAGUGGGACAUUUUAUUGGACUAUGCUCAAACGAAUAGAGAAAAGAAUAUGUUCCUGAUUCUAGAAAGCUCUUGGCGCGUACCCGACUGGAAUCUUAUGAAGAAUGCCUUGUCAAAAACUGAGCAGUGUUAUUCCAAGCAAUAUGGGUUCAAGUUGAACUUAUACAAAGGAUAUUUAUCCAUUUUGUAUCAGGAAGAUCGACAGGCUGCCAGUGUUGAGCGAUAUGUCGAGAUUGCUUCCAGCUUAUGCAUCAGAGAGUGGCGGCGCUUACCAAAAAUCGUAUCCCACAUUCACUUGCCAUAUCUUCAGGCCUCACAACAAAUUAUGGAAUUACACGAAGCAAGUCAAAUCCAUCAGGGCCUAACGCAGUCGAGAAAUUCCUCUUUGCACGAUAUGAAAGCCAUUGUCAAAACAUGGCGCAACAGAUUGCCCAUUAUAUCUGAUGAUUUAUCACAUUGGAGUGACAUAUUUACCUGGAGACAACAUCACUAUCAAAUAAUAACGCAGCAUUUGGAGCAACAGUCAGAUCAAGGUAGCACAAUGCUGGGAGUGCAUGCCUCAGCCCAAGCAAUUAUUUCAUUUGGCAAAAUUGCGAGAAAGCAUAAUCUAACUGGAGUGUGCCAGGAGACAUUAUCUAGAAUAUACACAAUACCCUCCGUGCCAAUAGUUGAUUGCUUCCAGAAAAUACGUCAACAAGUAAAAUGUUAUUUACAAAUGCCAUCAACAUCUGGACGCAAUGAGAUAAAUGAAGCGCUGGAAGUGAUUGAGUCAACAAACUUAAAAUAUUUCACAGGCGAAAUGAAUGCUGAAUUUUACGCACUGAAAGGCUUGUUAUUAACGCAAAUUGGCCGCACUGAGGAAGCAGGCAAAUCGUUUAGUGCAGCAGUUCAGCUUCACGAUGGUCUCACAAAGGCGUGGGCUAUGUGGGGAGACUAUAUGGAGCAGAUAUAUCUGAAAGACAAACAAAUUUCCCAUGGAGUUAACGCUUUAAUCUGUUUCCUUCAUGCUUGCCGUAAUCAAAAUGAGAGCAAAACCAGAAAGUAUAUCGCUAAGGUCUUAUGGUUUUUGUCAUAUGAUAAUUCAAGCGACACUCUAAUAAGCACAUUUGAGAAAUAUGUAUCUGGAAUUCCGCCAUCGUAUUGGCUGCCGUGGAUACCUCAACUGCUGUGUUGCUUGGAACAAUUUGAGGGCGAUGUAAUAUUAAAUUUGUUAAGUCAGAUUGGGCGACUAUAUCCUCAGGCAGUCUAUUUUCCGAUUCGAACUCUAUACCUUACUCUAAAGAUUGAACAGAGAGAAAAGCAUAAAUCAGCUGAACAGGCGGUAUUCGCUGGAAAAUUAACAUCUUCCACUAUGGAAAAUAUGGCAUCAGUUGGUGGAAGAAAUCAAACAGGCGUUCCAUCAGUUAAUCCAAUAAAAGCGACACCGCCUAUGUGGAGAUGCUCAAAAGUAAUGCAACUGCAACGUGAAGUUCAUCCCACGAUUUUAAGUUCACUUGAAGGAAUUGUUGAUCAAAUGGUUUGGUUCCGAGAGAGUUGGACAGAAGAAGUUUUACGUCAGUUACGCCAAGGCCUAAUUAAAUGUUAUGCCAUAGCAUUUGAGAAUCGAAGCACAGUAGUGAAUGCUACCAUAACUCCACACACGUUACACUUUGUCAAGAAACUGGGAUCAACUUUCGGUAUUGGAAUAGAAAAUGUUCCAGGAUCUGUCACCUCGUCUAUAUCUCACUCGGCUGCAUCAGAGUCCUUGGCACGACGCGCACAAGUGACAUUUCAAGAUCCUGUUUUCCAAAAAAUGAAAGAGCAAUUUACAAAUGAUUUCGACUUUUCAAAGCCCGGAGCGAUGAAAUUACAUAAUUUGAUAUACAAAUUAAAAACAUGGAUAAAAGUAUUAGAAACCAAAGUGAAAAAGCUGCCGACUUCCUUUUUGAUUGAGGACAAGUGCAGAUUCUUAUCGAACUUUAGUCAGAAAACCGCCGAAGUUGAAUUGCCCGGAGAGCUGCUAAUUCCAUCAUCGUCACAUUAUUAUGUGCGCAUAGCUCGGUUCAUGCCACGUGUGGAAAUAGUACAGAAAAAUAACACCGCAGCUCGCAGGCUAUAUAUAAGGGGUACGAAUGGUAAAAUAUACCCUUACCUGGUAGUACUCGAUUCAGGGCUAGGCGAUGCUCGCCGCGAGGAGCGAGUAUUGCAGCUAAAGCGAAUGCUGAAUUAUUAUUUAGAAAAACAAAAGGAGACAAGUCGGCGAUUUUUGAAUAUAACUGUGCCGCGAGUUGUGCCAAUUUCACCACAAAUGCGACUCGCUGAAGAUAAUCCAAAUAGUGUCUCAUUGCUAAAGAUAUUUAAGAAGUGCUGUAAUAACGCUAAGAUUGACUACGAUAUGCCAAUAGUUAGAUAUUACGAGCGCCUUUCUGAAGUUCAAGCUCAAGGAACCCCAAUCUCACAUACAAUAUUAAGAGAAAUUUUCACUGAAGUUCAGUGUACAAUGGUACCAAAAACUCUGCUCAGGCAAUGGGCAUUAAAUACGUUUGCUGCUGCAACGGACUAUUGGCAAUUUAGAAAAAUGUUGACACUUCAGUUGGCUUUAUCAUAUCUCUGUGAGCACGCUCUGAAUUUAACACGUCUCAAUCCAGAUAUGAUGUACCUUCAUCAGGAUUCUGGACUUAUGAAUAUAUCAUACUUUAAAUUCGAUAUAAAUGACGAUAAGGAACAGUUUAAUCAACAUCGACCAGUGCCCUUCAGACUGACACCAAAUAUUGGGGAGUUCAUAACGAACAUUGGAAUUUCGGGUUUAUUAUCUGCGGCGAUUGUAGCGACAGCUCGUUGCUUUAUUCAGCCCAACUAUAAACUCAGUUCCAUUUUGCAAACUAUACUCAGAGAUGAAAUAAUCACUUUGCAAAAGAAAGGAUUUAGGCAAAGCAAAUUAUUGGAUGCAUCUCAGGAGCCUUCGCUUGAUAAUAAUACAAUGGAGCACACUAUUAGGGUAGUUAAUUCAGCAGUGGAUACUAUUUUAUUGCGAUUGAAUAAGAUAUCCUAUUUCGACAACAUUGAAAAGAAGAAGAUUUCGGCGCUCAUACAGUCCGCAACGAAUACAGACAACCUUUGUCGCAUGGAUCCAGCGUGGCAUCCUUGGCUGUAAAUUAAAUAUUACAACACUAUAUAUAUAUAUAAAAAUAUAAAAUACUAUAAUAUUUUAAGCU
Drosophila hydei is the source of this 11539-nucleotide messenger RNA. It is a transcript of the gene Nipped-A, whose product is annotated as transcription-associated protein 1. The coding region runs from base 91 to 11478 and encodes 3795 amino acids. The transcript is spliced from 21 exons. Gene Ontology annotation, biological process: regulation of DNA-templated transcription; DNA repair. NCBI's taxonomy places the organism in Eukaryota, Metazoa, Arthropoda, Insecta, Diptera, Drosophilidae. Gene Ontology annotation, molecular function: transcription coregulator activity; protein binding. The record is from RefSeq and is a predicted model, not a curated record. Gene Ontology annotation, cellular component: SAGA complex; nucleus; NuA4 histone acetyltransferase complex.